AUGCUUAGCCAUGUCGGAACCACUACGACUACGGAGACACUCAUGUUCGUACAGACGACGUAUCCCAGCACCCCCACGUCGCCUACCAAAGACUUCGCCGUCUUGGUCUCACCACUUUUAGCAAUAGCUUCUGGUUUGUCCGUAACACUAGGUGCCGACGCUACAACACGAACGACGAGUUUGGCAGAUCCUAGAGUAACCCGAACUGCACAAAUAAUACCAGCCAAACUCUCUGUGCGCAAGGAAUUACUCAUCAUCUCCCCAUUGGCGGUCUUUCUUAGUGAAGGCAUCCUUCCAUACCUGUUGAUGUCUACUGUGAUCGUCUAUGUGCAGCGUGGUCGCUUUAAACUGCCGGCCAGAGACACCGACACCUAUGCCAGCGUGCUUGGAUUUGUCUACGCUAGCACAAAGCUACAAAAGUGGGCAAAGCAGCAGGAGGAUAUGGACACCCUCAACACAAAAAGUGACCAUAAAAUCGAAGACCGAAGAGUAGAUGAUGUCAAAAGACAAAUGAGAUCGAGCAAAGGAGCUGAGGCCCUUAUUGGCAUGGGAUUCUUUACCGGUGAAGAUGCAGCCAUUUCGUUGUCGUUAACCCUCUUCGGCUACACUAGAUACGGCGUUUACUCUGUGCUAGACCGUGACACUUAUCUUGCUGAUAGGCUCAUUAGGUCCCUGAAGUAG
Cladophialophora bantiana CBS 173.52 is the source of this 681-nucleotide messenger RNA. RefSeq lists its product as uncharacterized. The transcript is spliced from 2 exons. The record is from RefSeq and is a predicted model, not a curated record. Bases 1 to 681 code for a protein of 226 amino acids. Lineage: Eukaryota; Fungi; Ascomycota; Eurotiomycetes; Chaetothyriales; Herpotrichiellaceae.